GGCGCGGGGCGCCCGGGGCGGCGGCAGCGCUCGGUAGGCGCAGCGCGGCGGAGCCGGGCCGAGCCGCGGCCAUGGGGCACCCGCCGCUGGAGUUCAGCGACUGCUACCUGGACAGCCCCGACUUCCGCGAGCGCCUCAAGUGCUACGAGCAGGAGCUGGAGCGAACCAACAAGUUCAUCAAGGAGGUGAUCAAGGACGGCAACGCGCUCAUCGCCGCCAUCCGCGGGUACUCCUCAGCAGUGCAGAAGUUCUCCCAGACUUUGCAGUCCUUCCAGUUCGACUUCAUUGGUGACACCCUAACGGAUGAUGAGAUCAAUAUUGCCGAGUCCUUUAAGGAGUUUGCGGAGUUGCUGCAUGAAGUGGAGCUGGAGAGGUCCAUGAUGGUGCAGAACGCAAGUGAUUUGCUGAUAAAACCUUUGGAAAACUUCCGGAAGGAGCAGAUAGGGUUCACCAAGGAAAGAAAGAAAAAGUUUGAGAAGGAUGGUGAGAAGUUUUACUCUAUGCUGGAUCGCCACUUGCAUUUGUCUUCCAAAAAGAAGGAGUCUCAGUUACAGGAGGCUGACCUUCAGGUGGACAAAGAGAGACACAAUUUCUUUGAGUCCUCCCUCGAGUAUGUGUACCAGAUCCAGGAAGUACAAGAAAGCAAGAAAUUCAGUAUUGUGGAGCCGGUGCUGGCAUUUCUCCAUAGCCUCUUCACUUACAACAACCUGACAGUGGAGCUGACGCAGGAUUUCCUCCCAUACAAGCAGCAGCUCCAGCUCAGCCUGCAGAACACAAGGAAUCACUUUUCCAGCACGCGGGAGGAGCUGGAAGAUCUGAAGAAGAGGAUGAAGGAAGCGCCCCUAACCUGCAAGCUGCCUGGGCAGCCUACCAUCGAGGGCUACCUGUACACUCAGGAGAAAUGGGCACUGGGCAUCUCCUGGGUGAAGUAUUACUGCCAGUACGAGAAAGAGGCAAAAACCUUACGGAUGACGCCCAUAGACCAGAAGCCUGGAGCUAAGCAAGGCACCCUGGACCUGACCCUGAAAUCCUGCGUAAGGAGAAAGACUGACUCCAUAGACAAAAGGUUUUGUUUUGACAUUGAAACUAAUGAAAGGUCCGGGACCAUCACGCUGCAGGCGCUCUCAGAAGCCAACCGAAGGCUGUGGAUGGAGGCCAUGGACGGGAAGGAGCCGAUUUAUCACAGUCCCAUCACGAAGCAGGAAGAAAUGGAGCUGAACGAGGUCGGCUUCAAGUUUGUUCGGAAGUGCAUCAAUGCAGUGGAGACCAAAGGAAUCACUACGGAGGGCGUGUACCGGACCGUUGGCAGCAAUAUCCAGGUGCAGAAGUUGCUGAAUGCCUUUUUUGAUCCCAAAUGCCCCGGGGAUGUGGAUCUCCAGAGUGGGGAUUGGGACAUCAAGACCAUUACCAGCUCACUGAAGUUCUAUCUCAGGAACCUGUCUGAACCCGUCAUGACGUACAAGCUCCACAAAGAGCUGGUCCUGGCUGCCAAGUCCGAGAACCUGGACUACAGGCUGGGAGCCAUUCAUGCACUGGUCUAUAAACUGCCUGACAAGAACAGGGAGAUGUUAGAACUCCUCAUCCAGCACCUCGUCAACGUCUGUGAGCACAGCCGGGAGAAUCUGAUGUCACCGUCCAACAUGGGGGUGAUCUUCGGGCCCACCCUCAUGCGAGCACAGGAGGACACUGUGGCAGCGAUGAUGAACAUCAAGUUCCAAAACAUCGUGGUCGAGAUCCUGAUCGAGCACUUUGGGAAGAUCUACUCUGGCCCCCCAGAGGACACCACAGCCCCCCCGGUGCCCCCACCCAGGGUGGCUGCCCGGCGGCACAAACCCAUCACCAUCUCCAAGCGUCCCCUGAGGGAAAGACCUGUCUUCUUCGAAGCCUCUGUGGAGGAGAGUGGAGCAGAGCGGCUCGGCCAGACCCCCAACGGCGGCGGCGUGGAGGCCCCCAAGCCCCUGCACCGCAGCCGCCCGCCCGCGCCCCGGCCAGGGGGGGACGAGCCGGGGCGUCCCCCUGCUGAGAGCCGGCCCCAGCCGCGCACCGAGCCCGAGCUGGGGAAGCUGGUGAACAGGCUGCAGGACGGCGGGGCGAAGCCGGGUGGCAGGGCAGCCAACGGGGUGGUGACCAGCCCUGCCCUGAGGACCGCCACGCUGCAGGCCAGGAGACCGGCGCCCCGGCCGGGCAUCUGUGGCAGAGAGGGUGAUUGUGACGGUGUCCCUAAGCCACGUUCCCAUGGUGAUAAGCCCGUGAUAACGCGUCCCCCUGUGAGACCUCCGGAUCCUCCGUGCCGGACUCCCAUCCCUCCAAAGCUGGAGCAGAGGCCAGAUCUGAUAGCAGGGACAGCAGAGGAGAUGCCCUCAUCUGUGGUGGCCUCUAGGACCAAGUUCUUUGAGACAGCUUCCCGAAGAACAGGCAGUUCUUCAUCACCCCAAGGCAGGAUCCCAAGUGAUGAGAGCUGAGGGUAAAGGCUUUGUAAGCACACCUCAGCCCAGCUGGACCCAGGAGACUUUCUGUGCUUGUGACCCAGGAGUCAUACAUAGCUGAGCCUUGCCAGCCCCAGUGUCCUGGAGAGCAGCUAUCUUACUGGACAAUGAUUUCCAAGCCACAAGUGGCUCAAGAAAUUAGGAGAGGGAGACCAUGAUGGUGAGCAGGUCCUGCCCACACAUCUGUGUUGAACUGUUCCCUGCCCUCCCACCUCUCCUCCCUGCAGGCUGUGACAGUGCCCGUGUGCCUGCACAGGUGACGGCAGCAUGGGCAGGGCUGGGGGACACUGACCACCUGCGGAAGGGACAGCGGAGCCCCUGUUCACCUGCUCACUUUCAGAAAACACCUUGAAAAGGGUGUUUGGACAGCACAGGGGCUGAGUCCAUGUGUUUGGAUGCAAGGGCAGAGCAGCUGCAGGCCCCCUUGCCCUGAGAAGCCCCUUUGUGUUUGUGUCCCUCACUUGGUGAGCUGUGCUGUGGUGUCAGUGUGUGGAACAGCCGUGCCUGGGAAUGCUGCCCAUGGUGACGCAGGCUGGGCAGGGGCUGGGGAACCACUGUGCUCAGCUCUGGGAUGUCUCCUCAUCUCCUCCUGGAUGUCCCUGGCCUGGGACACCGCACUGACAGACGUGGCUGGGCCAGGGGCUUGGCCUGAGCCACAGCCGCAGCCUUGCCUGGGGUCAGCUCUCAGGCAGCACCCUCGGGUCAGCAGCCUCCAAGGGUGCAGAUGGGGCAAGGGAGCAGCAGAUGCUCCUCCUCCGCCUCUUCCUCCACUGCCUCUUCUUCCAAUGUGAGCCACACUCACCAGAUCCACUUCUCACAGGCCCACCAACAAGUGUCCAUCCUGGGUGAUUGCGGUGGGCCAGCACAGAGGUGCUGAGCAUCUGAAACUCACUGUUUGUGGGUUUGUUUUUCUAAGAACUGCCCAGUUUCUUGUUUGCUUGUUUAUUCAUUUCCAGUAUGAGAUGUCCAGUCUGUCCCUCAGCUGUGGCCCUGUGGUUAAUGUCCACUGGCCAGGGAGGUGUCCCUGGCCAGGACCUCUGUGCAGCCCUGUAGCAGUAGAGGCCUGUCUGUUGCUCCAGCUGCCGCCGGGUCCCAGCUCCAGGGCUGUGCACAGCAGCAAGCGGCUUCCCUGCUUCCUCCACCCACCCAAAGAUGACUCCCCCAUUUUGAAUGGUUUUCUUUAGGUGCUGAGAGCAUUUCCAAAACAGUGGCCAGACAUUCCACAGCUGCUUCCCGGGUGCUCCGUCCCUCAAGCGCGCUGUGUCCUGCCCGUAGCAGGUCCUUCUCACCUCCUGGCGCUUUGCCUCUGUGCCAUCUCAUGUCUCUUAUUGCUGAAUGUCACACACUGGCACUCACGUGUGUCGUGUCCAUGGUGCUCUCACUCCCUUGACUUCAGCAGCGCCCCAGCUGCUCCCUCCUUUGGACCUGUCACAUGAAAGUGGCUUUAAAACCAAACCAGCCCUGUGCUGUGGCAGUUGAGGCUGUGCCACGUGCACUGGUGGCACCUGGGGCUGUGCUGGGCCCCUCCUGCUGCAGCUCCUCACCAGCAGCAUGAGGACAACACACAGUGGUUCUGAUCAGGGAUCUCUGAACAGGUAGGAUGGAGCUGAAGCUGGAGGGAGCCACUCUGACCAGCCUGGCAGUGGGGCCACCUGCCUGCAGAACAUCAGCCCCUGGCCCUGGUGGGGUGUUGGGCCUGUGGUUCCCACACAAAAGGCCAGCGUUUCCCAACUCUCUUUCCUGCUUUGGGCUGCUGUUUGGGGACCCUUCAAGCCUGUCAGUUUGGGAAGGUCCUUGAGUUACUGCCAAUGUACGUGGCUCUGGCGGCGACAUUCUGCGGGAAGAGUGGCUUGUCACAUCCUCCUCUGGCUCGUGUCCACUGCCCAGCACAGACCCCCAGGACAGAGCCAGGCUCUGUGGGUAGGGAGAAUCCAAGGGUGGUUGGGUUUCAGUCUGACAGCAUGAGCAGUGGGGAGAAGCAGCUUCUUGCAGAUGUAUUUCAUGGUGUACUUUUAAAGUUCUUUGUCACUUGUAUGUCUGUGCCGAUUUUUCCUGCACCUGUGGGUGCAGCUGAACACUGGGGACCAGCAGCUGGAGUGGUGGGGGGUGCUGGUUGUGCUGGCAGGGGGCUGUGGGGUCCAAUCCCUGCUGCCGUGAGGUACAGUCCUUGCUGCUGUGGGGCCCAAUCCCUGCUGCUGUGAGCACUGUCCCUGCUGCCAGUGGCCCAGGAAUGACAGCUGGGAACGCGGGAUCGCCCCGUGCAGCAUGGCAGCCCCCCACCAUCAGCCCCAGAGCCAUUGUGCUGUGUACAAGCUUAGGUUACUGCAAGUGUUUAUAAAGUUUCCAUGAAGUGAAA
Molecule: messenger RNA, 4842 nt
Organism: Corvus hawaiiensis (hawaiian crow)
Lineage: Eukaryota; Metazoa; Chordata; Aves; Passeriformes; Corvidae
Gene: OPHN1
Product: oligophrenin 1
Exons: 24
Coding region: 72-2462 (796 amino acids)
Biological process (GO): signal transduction
Cellular component (GO): cytoplasm
Molecular function (GO): protein binding; GTPase activator activity
Source: RefSeq, a predicted model, not a curated record